GUUACCUUCAAGGACAUUGUGCAACUUACUUUUGGUAUAAAUUACAUAUUAAAUCAACAGGUUACCACUCUUAUGGAUGAUACCAAACAUUUGCUGGAUCAAAUUAUAAGGAAAAAAUUCGAUUUAACUCAACCCACGCAGCGAACAAAUCAAAGCGAGAGUUUCAGUUGUCGAAAAAGAAAACGAAUCAUUACAAAGCAAACAACUGUCUGUGUAGCAAAGAGAGCUAGAGUAAUUGAACCGCAGUUAUUGGACGAACAAAAUGUAGAUUACUAUAGGCAUAUGUUAACCGAAUCUCAGCAAUGGAAUACGCAGACUGAAAAUGUAGCUAUUGAACAGUCACAAACCAUUGAAGUUGCUCGGACUUGCUUACCCGAGCACACGAUCAGUGUAACACAUGAGCUAACUUUUACCGAGAUUGACCAGGACAUAAUGUGGAACAAUGGAUUUGGUGAAUCCAAUCAAGUUGACAUAACAGCGUUUGAAGAAUUUCUGCCAGCCAGAAAUGCUGUGAAGCGUAAGUCGCUUGACCUCUGUACUACAGGUGCUUUGUGCUACAAAAUGCCGAGAUUAGCAACAGAUACAAUUAUGGGACAUACCAACGAUAAUCCACAAGCUUCCAAUCCUAGUCAAGAGCUGAAUCUAGAUAUGGAGGUGCUGGCAAUGUCUCCAAAAAAAGCUAAAACUAAAUCAAAACGUAAAAUGAAAUUGGCUAGAGAUCAGGUUAUCAAAAUUUCACGACAAGAGCUCCUCCGUGACAGAGAAAUAUAUUAUAAAGCAUUAGAGAGAGAAAGAUUGCGAAAAUCUAAAAUUUUGAAAAACAAUAAUACGCGUAACACAUUACUAAGCAGUUUUAGGCAAAGUCAACAUUUUCCAGAUUGCUUAAAACGACAACUGCAGCUGUCUAGUGAACAAAUAGAGUCGGACUGUGAACUGACAAUACGAUCUAUAUUUGGCGCUGAUUAUUGUGACGAACUGUCCAGAGAAAUACUAUCUGUAAGACCUCUAAGUCCUAAACAAACAGAUGCUUUAGAAAUUGCUGCUCUGCCAGCUUUAGAACUAGAGCCAACAGUACAACACUCCCCACCAACAAUUGAAGUCCCACAAUGCGGAAACAACAACAAUAAUAACUAUAUCACUUAUAAUUACGAUAUAUGUAAUAUUGAUUCUUUGGGCAUAAUGAUGCACUUGCUCAGCAUAUGGCGCAAUAAUCCCGAUCUAAAAUCGAUUGAUGCCAACAAAUUUGUCAAAUCAUUUCCCGAUCGUUUUAAAGCUGCCCUGGCUUUCAGUCAUUUGUUAUCUCUUGCAAAGGAUGGCUUUAUAGAACUCACCACGAAACGGAACUCUUUAGAAAUACACGAAAUUACUUUGGGCGCAGAGUCCAAUAGGCUUAUAGAAGAAAACUUAACGAAUUAAUUUCUAAAUCUUAGUUAAUUAA
Messenger RNA from Drosophila hydei, 1438 nucleotides. RefSeq lists its product as uncharacterized. The record is from RefSeq and is a predicted model, not a curated record. Bases 73 to 1416 code for a protein of 447 amino acids. NCBI's taxonomy places the organism in Eukaryota, Metazoa, Arthropoda, Insecta, Diptera, Drosophilidae. The transcript has 7 exons.